Messenger RNA from Ananas comosus (pineapple), 1457 nucleotides. Its product is annotated as protein TRANSPARENT TESTA GLABRA 1-like. NCBI's taxonomy places the organism in Eukaryota, Viridiplantae, Streptophyta, Magnoliopsida, Poales, Bromeliaceae. Gene Ontology annotation, molecular function: protein binding. The record is from RefSeq and is a predicted model, not a curated record. Gene Ontology annotation, cellular component: nucleus. Bases 70 to 1125 code for a protein of 351 amino acids. The transcript has 2 exons.
GCUCGUCGUCCUCGCUUGAUUCCUCCUCCUCCUCCUCCUCCUCCUCCUCCCAUCGUCGUCGUGGGAGCCAUGGAGCAGCAGAGCUCGACCCAGGAGUCCCCUCUCUCCACCAACCCCUUCGUCUACACCUUCGAGUCCCCCCACCCCGUCUACGCCAUGGCCUUCGCUCCCUCGUCCUCCUCCUCCUCCUCCGCUGCUGCUGCUGCUUCGUCGUCGUCCUCGCCUCGCCUCGCCCUGGGAUCCUUCGUCGAGGACUACUCCAACCGCGUCGACAUCGUCUCCUUCGACGAGGACUCGCUCUCGUUCCGCGCCGACCCCGGCCUCUCCUUCGAGCACCCCUACCCGCCGACGAAGCUCCUCUUCCACCCCAGCCCCUCCCAACCCCUCCUCGCCUCCUCCUCCGACUUCCUCCGCCUCUGGCGCCUCCCCGCCGACCCCGCGUCGUCGCCGUCGCUAUCCCCCGCCGUGGAGCUCCGGUGCGUCCUCAGCAACAGCAAGUCGAGCGACUUCUGCGCGCCGCUCACGUCCUUCGACUGGAACGAGGCCGAGCCCCGGCGCGUGGGCACCUGCUCCAUCGACACGACGUGCACGGUGUGGGACGUGGAGCGCGGCGCCGUGGAGACGCAGCUCAUCGCCCACGACAAGGAGGUGUACGACAUCGCCUGGGGCGAGGCCGCCGUGUUCGCCUCCGUCUCCGCCGACGGCUCCGUCCGCGUCUUCGACCUCCGCGACAAGGAGCACUCCACCAUCAUCUACGAGAGCCCCCGCCCCGACACCCCGCUCCUCCGCCUCGCCUGGAACAAGGUCGACCGCCGCUACAUGGCCGCCGUCCUCAUGGACAGCGCCCGCGUCGUCGUCCUCGACAUCCGCUCCCCCGCCGUCCCCGUCGCCGACCUCCACCGCCACGCCGCCCCCGUCAACGCCGUCGCCUGGUCCCCCGCCGCCCCCCGCUCCCUCUGCUCCGCCGCCGACGACGGCCACUGGUCCGCCGCCCACCCCGACGCCAUCGACCCCGCCAUGCUCUACACCGCCGGCGCCGAGAUCAACCAGCUCCAGUGGUCCGCCGCCCACCCCGACUGGAUCGCCAUCGCCUUCGCCAACAAAGUCCAGAUGCUCAGGGUCUGACCACCAACGACGACGACAACAACGACAACCACAUCUCCGUCCACAAGGUAUUUCAUUCCUUCCAAAUAUUACAUCUUUAUGCUUAGGACACUUAACUAUUGUGUUCGUACUGCUAAGAUGAGAUUGCUAUUUGGAUGAGGUGUUAAAUCGUCUGAGUGUGAAUUGUUAUUGAAUUGAAUAGUAGUAGAAUUGGAGCGCACUUCUUACGAUUCUUCGCUUUGGAGUCAAUGAAUGUAUGCUUUGUAAAUCGGAUUGUUUACGGCCCAUCUUGGUGCAGAAUUGUCCCUACUUGUUCUUGAAAUGCAAUAGGAUCAUGCUUUUUUACCAAAGUA